UUUUGUUUUUCCGUGACCGCUCACGCAUUCAUUCACCAAAAUCACCGCCUUCAUCAUAAGUCACCCUCCUUAAUCCGGCAUUCACUCUCUUCCACUUGCCAUUUUUGGCUCCACCUCAACCACUUUUGAUCACCCUCCCAUUUCAGCUCUUGGUGGUCAUAAACCAAACGUUAGACCAGGGUUGUAUUAAAGUUUUCAUCUUUUUGGCAUCUGGGGUACUUCUGGUUCUUUCUAUUUAUACAAUUUUCUGAUCCGGGAAUUGCUGAUUUUGCCUCUGAUCUGGAUAUAGAAUCUCUGGAAAGCAGUGUGCUUUUUUUAACCAUGGAUUCUUGCUGUGCGACCAUGAGGGCCAAUGCCCAUCCGCUUAAAGUCGGAAAAGGGGGUCUUAGGAACCAAGGUAGUGGGUUCUGGGGUGAGAGUGUCAGGGUGGGUUCCAAGAGCAGAGAUUUGAGUGCUCAGUUGUUGAAAAGCUCUAAAUUUGAAAGCACAGCUAGAAAGCUUAAGCCUGGUGUGGCUCACUCUAUUCUUACAGAUAUCAACCAAGACAGUGUGACAUUUCAGGCACCACUUUUUGAGACUCCAAAAGCAGACCCCAAAAAUGUGGCUUCUAUCAUUUUGGGUGGAGGUGCUGGAACUCGCCUGUUUCCUCUCACCAGCCAAAGAGCCAAGCCAGCGGUUCCAAUUGGAGGGUGUUACAGGCUGAUUGAUAUCCCGAUGAGCAAUUGCAUUAACAGUGGCAUAAAAAAGAUAUUCAUCUUAACACAAUUUAACUCUUUUUCCCUCAAUCGUCACCUUGCUCGUACUUAUAAUUUUGGAGAUGGUAUGAAUUUCGGAGAUGGAUUUGUGGAGGUUUUGGCUGCAACUCAAACGCCAGGAGAAGCUGGGAAGAAAUGGUUUCAAGGAACAGCUGAUGCUGUGAGGCAAUUUAUAUGGGUCUUUGAGGAUGCAAAGAACAAAAAUGUUGAGCAUAUACUGAUCUUAUCCGGUGAUCAUCUUUACCGGAUGGACUAUCUGGAUUUUGUGCAGAAGCAUAUUGAUACAAAUGCCGACAUCACAGUUUCAUGCAUUCCCAUGGAUGAAAGACGGGCAUCGGAUUACGGACUCAUGAAAAUUGACCAAUCAGGACGUAUAAUCCAAUUUGCUGAGAAACCAAAAGGCCCUGACCUAGAAGCAAUGCAAGUUGACACCAGUAUUCUAGGGCUUUCUGAGCUGGAGGCUAUGAAAUCUCCUUAUAUUGCAUCAAUGGGUGUUUAUGUGUUUAGAACUGAUGUCCUACUAAAGUUAUUAAGAUGGAGCUACCCUUCUUGUAAUGAUUUCGGCUCUGAGAUUAUUCCAUCAGCUGUGAGGGAACACAAUGUCCAGGCAUAUCUAUUCAAUGACUACUGGGAGGAUAUUGGAACUGUGAAGUCUUUUUUUGAUGCAAACUUGGCCCUCACAGAACAGCCUCCAAAGUUUGAAUUCAAUGAUCCAAAGACACCUUUCUACACAUCUCCUAGAUUCUUGCCACCUACAAAAGUUGAAAAAUGCAGGAUUAUAGAUGCAAUAGUUUCCCAUGGUUGCUUCUUGCGAGAAUGUAGUGUUCAACACUCUAUUGUGGGUGUGCGCUCACGUUUAGAGUCUGGUGUAGAACUUAAGGAUACUAUGAUGAUGGGUGCAGACUACUACCAAACUGAAUCUGAGAUUGCAUCUCUUGUAGCUCUAGGAAAGGUUCCAGUUGGUGUUGGAUCAAAUACCAAAAUCUGGAAUUGCAUAAUCGACAAGAAUGCGAAGAUAGGAAGAAACGUAAUGAUCACAAAUGCUGAUGGAGUUGAAGAAGCAGACAGGGCAGAUGAAGGAUUUUAUAUUCGGUCUGGAAUCACAGUCGUACUGAAGAAUGCAACUAUUAAAGAUGGAACUGUCAUUUAAAUCCAUCAAUUUUACAAAGGGGUACUUGUUCAGAUUGAGCCACAGUGACAGUACCUUGAUGAAGCUCGCUCGUAGCUUUAACUUAAUGUAGCCGGAACACUUAUUUAUGUAAAUUAACAACUUGCUUUGAUGUAUGUAA
Molecule: messenger RNA, 2044 nt
Organism: Prunus avium (sweet cherry)
Lineage: Eukaryota; Viridiplantae; Streptophyta; Magnoliopsida; Rosales; Rosaceae
Product: glucose-1-phosphate adenylyltransferase large subunit, chloroplastic/amyloplastic-like
Biological process (GO): glycogen biosynthetic process
Molecular function (GO): glucose-1-phosphate adenylyltransferase activity
Source: RefSeq, a predicted model, not a curated record